UCGAUUUCACGUGUUGCACGUGUGAUUUGUUUAUGUUUUAAUUUUUGCAUAAAAAACGCAAGAUUUGGUCUAAAAUGGAGAGUGUAAUUAAGGAAACGUCGGCUGAAGUGUCGCCAAAUGGAGCACAACCAAUGGAGACAGCCGUAGAGCAAUCAGAUGCUGAAAAAGCAGCAAGCAACGAUGUGACCGUGGAAAAAACCGGCGAGGAGUACGCCUAUUUGGAGCGGAAUGAGUUCACAUCGGAAAUAUACAAAAUAGAAGUGAAGAAUAUGGGCUACUUUGGCAUUGGUGAGUUUAAAAAGCUGCUGAAGAACACCUUGAAGCUGGACAUGACGAAAAUCAAGUCUCCCACCAGAAAGGAGUUUGCUUUUGUUUGCUUUCGCACGCAGGAGGAUCAGCAGAGAGCCUUGGAAACACUGAAUGGGUACAAGUGGAAAGGCAGAGUGUUAAAGGCGCUGGCAGCAAAGGCCUCCGCCGAUCCGCUGCAGAAAAAGCGAGCGGCUGAAGGCGCCAGCGAUGGCAAGCCCAAACGUCAACGCACAGCCGUAGAGGCCACCUGCCCGCUGGCGGGCAUCAGCUACGAUGAGCAGCUGCAGCAGAAAUCGGAGGAAAUGUCCACCCUGCUGCGGAAAUAUACCCAAGAACUGAGGAAGCUUAAUCCCCAGGCCAAGCCGCAUUUGGACAACUUUAAAUUUGACAAAGUUCUGCCCUCUCCAACGGUGAAUGGCUACAGAAACAAGAACGAGUUUACGGUGGGCAAAAACUCUGAGGGCGAAGUCGUGGUGGGAUUCCGCUUGGGCAGCUACAGCGAUGGAUCUGUGGAGGUGGCGGCGGUACAGGAUCUGCCGCACCUACCCGACCAGGCAAAAUGGGCGGCGCAGAGUUUUCAAAAGCUUGUGAGGCAAUCAAAAUUUCUGCCCUUCAAUCCAGAUGGCAAUGUGGGACACUUCAGGCAGCUGAUGGUGCGCUGUUCGAGUGCCACGGGCGAGCUGAUGCUAGUGGCGGGCAUCUACUCCUCCAAUCUAAGUGAAGACGAACAGCGGGAACUAAAGCAGGAGCUAAAGUCCUUCUAUGAGAAAGUGGAGCCGGAUGCAAGUGCCUUCAAGUGCACUUCCCUCUACUAUCAAGAUGUCAAGCAUCGUGAGGCUGGGCAGAUGGUGAACCCCGUCGACCAUUUACUGGGCACCACCCACAUCACAGACACCAUUCAGGGUCUACAGUUUCGCAUCAGUCCGCUGGCCUUUUUUCAAAUCAACACCGAAGGAGCCAAUGUGCUCUAUCAGCAGGCCAUUGAUCUGGUGGCUCCCACCAAGGACACAACCAUGCUGGACAUUUGUUGCGGCACUGGCACCAUAGCACUGGCCUUUGCCAAGCACUGCAAGCGGGUCCUGGGCGUGGAAAUCGUACCCGAUGCCAUCAAGGAUGCUCAGUUCAAUGCCGAAGCGAAUGGAAUUGAUAACUGCAAGUUCUUUACGGGCAACGCGGAUGACUUUAUCAAGACCAUGGUGCGGGAGGCGAUGUAUGAGGAAGAGCCAGGCAAGCCAGUGGAUUUGAUAGCCGUGGUGGAUCCACCAAGAGCGGGACUGCAUAAUCGUUCCAUUGCCGCCAUACGUUCGGCGAGUGCCAUCAAUCGUCUGGUGUAUGUCUCCUGCAAUCCAAACAGCGCCAAGCGCAACUUCAUCGAGCUGGCCAGACCCGAGUCCAAGCACUACAAGGGUGAACCCUUCUAUCCGAAAUCAGCUGUGGCCGUCGACAUGUUCCCCCACACAGCGCACACGGAGCUGGUCAUUCUGUUUGAGCGUGAGCCCAGGACAAAGACAGAUGAAAACGCACCGCCAGCAGAGGCUGUAGAGGCGUCGGCGUCAGCAGCCACAGAAUCAUUGAAGACUGAAACCACAACUAAAGUAAACAUUGAGACGGACACGGAGACGCUAUCAACUGCGUGAUGUGGGUGUUGCAUGGGGCGGCACGAUGUACAGUUGGCUCAAAUGUCACUCUCGCGAUUCUCGCAAUCACCUCGACAGCCAAACGAUGCCUCAUUCUCGCUUAUCUGCAACGGGAUGUUGUCAUCCCAUCCAUCCAUCAUUGUCUCUUUGUGCUGCUCGCGACUGUGGCAGCGGCAGCGGCAGCGGC
Messenger RNA from Drosophila obscura, 2133 nucleotides. Its product is annotated as tRNA (uracil-5-)-methyltransferase homolog A. The record is from RefSeq and is a predicted model, not a curated record. The coding region runs from base 75 to 1946 and encodes 623 amino acids. Gene Ontology annotation, molecular function: RNA binding; RNA methyltransferase activity. NCBI's taxonomy places the organism in Eukaryota, Metazoa, Arthropoda, Insecta, Diptera, Drosophilidae. Gene Ontology annotation, biological process: RNA processing. The transcript is spliced from 4 exons.